Balaenoptera ricei (Rice's whale) is the source of this 10459-nucleotide messenger RNA. Its product is annotated as zinc finger protein 615. Gene Ontology annotation, biological process: negative regulation of transcription by RNA polymerase II. NCBI's taxonomy places the organism in Eukaryota, Metazoa, Chordata, Mammalia, Artiodactyla, Balaenopteridae. The record is from RefSeq and is a predicted model, not a curated record. The transcript is spliced from 5 exons. The coding region runs from base 5123 to 8695 and encodes 1190 amino acids. Gene Ontology annotation, molecular function: DNA-binding transcription repressor activity, RNA polymerase II-specific; RNA polymerase II cis-regulatory region sequence-specific DNA binding.
UGUACGUGCGGUUGGGGUACUUCUGGCUUCAAUCAGGAGAUUCUCUUGUGCUUAGUGGUUAAAGAUCCCUAGAGGUCAACGAUUUAGUCGCGAGGGCACGUGUUGGGGUCUUUGCCGUUUACUCUCUUUAGGGCUCAGUGAUUGCGAACUGGAGGGUGGUGUUUGUCAGUGAAUGCUGUUUAUGGUUCGGGUUUUGUUUGGGGCUUAAAGAUGGAGUAUCUGUUUCGGGAUUAAUGGACAGGAGUCUCUGAGAUUAAUCUGGGUGGUGGUAGUAAUCGUUUGGGGUACAGAUGAGUGUAUGGGCUGAUACUUUGGAGGCCCGAGUACUUGGCCGCUGCGUGUGUUGAGCUCCAACCUCGGCCUGUGUAACAGAUGUGAUGGACGUUAACGUUACCCUUCUGCCGUUUAGGUCGGUCCGAGUCCUUUCUUCACCACUAGUUUUAAAAUCCUCUUUGGCACCCAACAUCACCCCUUACUCUUAAACUCCCAGAGAUGAAGGUUUUUGGCGAGAUGAAUGAUCCAGAGAUCCACCAGAUGAAUAUCUAAUAGCAGUAUGUUUUACGAUACUUAAGAUGCAGCUUUUAUCCUUUGUCCUGCAAGACUCCUGCACGUUCCUCUUGGAUAUUUCUUUUCAGAUUCUGUCUAAAACAAGUAAAAUAACAUCUCUGUCACCGUGAGUUCUGUUCCCAAAGGACAAUGCUUGUAAAAUUUUAGUGUAUUUCAGUUUUAGGCGUUUAUAUCAUGUCCUUCAUAUUCAUAAUUCAGAUAAAUUGCGUAAAUGGUACUAUGAUUUUCUCUUUCACUUUAUUUAAUGGAAUAUAGAUUUACAAAUUAUUUUAAAUGCGUGAACUGGUGGUAUUAUAAGUAGGUUUAUAUUCAGUGACUGCAUACAUUUAUAUAGACGUGAAAUAUUUAAAAUACUUAGGUGUCAUUUUUUGGAACAUUUUAUGAUUAUGCAUUUACCCAUGGAUUUGUUCCCUUGCCUUUCAUCUCCAGCCUAGACUACUUAUUUUAAUUGCAAUUGUAAACAUAUUAUUUGCUAACUCCCGUUCCCUUAUAAUUUUCUACAACACAAAAGAGCAGUUGACUUUAUUUAUUUAUUUAUUUUUGGCUGAUUUUUUAAAAAUUGAAGUAUAGUUGAUUUACAAUAUCGUGUUUCACGUGUACAGCACAUUGAUUCAGUUAUACAUGUAUAUAUAGAUAUCUUUUUCAGAUUCUUUUCCCUUCUAGGUUAUUACAAAAUAUUGAAUAUAGCUUCCUGUGCUAUACAGUAGGUCCUUGUUGGUUAUCUAUAUUACAUAUAGUAGUGUGUGUAUGUUAAUCCCAUCCUCCUAAUUUAUCCUCUCCCCACGCCCCCCAGUUUAAUAUUUAACUUUAAAUAUUUAUGUUUGGUCACCUUACUAAAUUCUUAAACCUACAAUAUCUUUCUUUCCACCCAACAUUUUAGUGUGAAAAUUUUCAAACAUACAGAAAUAUUGAAAGGAUUUUAUAUUAACCACCCAUAUACCUACCACUUAGGCUUUAUUAUUAAUAGUACUAGACUUGCUCUACCAGUUAGUUACCUAACCCUCUGUUCAUCCUUCUGUUCAUAUAUCAGUCUUUUGUUGUUGUUGGUUUUGGUAUAUUUCCAAGUAAGUUGCAGACUUCUACCAUUACUUUAAAUACUUAUUCAAUCACAUGAUUAAUUACAGUUCUACUAACAGCCUUUUACUUGUUUCCUUUCUUUAUGUAAUGAACAGACAUCUUAUUUACAAAUAAUUUUGGCCUGGUGUGGAGUGAAAAUUAAUUUCGGAACGAGAUGAAUCUGGUUUUUCAAUCCAAAUUCUGCCUCCUGCUCAUUGUGCAGUUCGUGUGACCUCUUGUCUGUUUCCUUCUUAGAAAAAAAGAAAAGAAAAGCAAUUAAAAUCUCUCCCUUAGCGUUAUUUUGAAGAUUCAGUGAAGUAAAAUACCUUAAAUAAUGAACUGUGAUGGCAGAUGCAUAGCAUAGCUGAGUAAAAAAGCUGCUAAUUUCCCCAUAUUUGUGGCUUUGUGUUUUGUAAAAUUUGUAUUUAUAACUCAUUUUCUCUCUCCCUGCUUUCCUCCUUGUUUUCCCUCUCUAUUUUUUUUUUUUGGAAAGAAAACUUCGAAAGCCAUGAACUUAUAUUAAUGACCGUGCUACAGCAAUUUUAUUUAAAGUGUAGAAUGCUGAUAUUUCCCUGAUUUUUUUUUUUUUCUUUCUUCUUUUUUGGCUGCAUCAGGUCUUAGUUGCGACGUAGGCUCUUCGUUGCAGCGUGCAGGCUUCUCUCUAGUUGUGGCCUGCGGGUUUUCUCUAGUUGUGGUGCGCAGGCUCCAGAGCGCAUGGGCUCUGCAGUUUGUGGCACGCGGGUUUAGUUGCUCCGCGGCAUGUGGGAUCUUAGUUCCCUGACCAGGGAUUGAAUCCGCAUCCCCUGCAUUGGAAGGCGGAUUCUUUACCACUGGACAACCAGAGAAGUGCCCUCUCUGAUUUUUAAAAUAUACAUGCUCUUAUGAAAAAUAUAGUGAAGAAAGUAAAAAUGACCUGUCAAAUAUCACACUUUUGCCAAUAUUUUCCUUUCAGAGAUUCUUAGAAAUGGAUUUUUAGGUUACCCGUUGAUAGUUUCAUUGAUCAUUUUCGCUUGAAUGUUAAAUUGUUCCCAGGAGACGUUCUUUUAAAUAGACACUUGACCUGUGUAUGCUUUAGAAUCGUAUAGAAUUUUUCCAUUUUAAUUUUGUAACCAGCCUCCUGACUAAACAGAUAUAUAGACAUAUUAGGCAAAUACAAUUUGCCUCUCCUUAUAUUCAAAACUCACCUUUUAUUAUUAUUUUUUCAAACUGCAUUGCAGUGGGUAAUGUAUCCAAACUCAGAUUCUCAACCCUGCUAUUAUAGUGUAAAAACAGCCUAAGACAAUAGUCAACGGAUGCGUCUGGCUGUGUUCCCAUAAACCUUGAUUUGUAAAAACAGAUGGUCCAGGCCCUGGAGAGUCUGUUACUGACUCUUGAUUUAGAUGAUCAUAUGGCUUUUCUGCUCCAAUUCAGGGUUGGACACCUGGAGCCCAUGGAUUAACUCUGGCCCAGUGCCUGUUUUUGUUAAUAAAGUUUUAUUGGAACCUAGCACACCUAUUGUUUUGUUUUUUAAAUACGGCUGUUUUUUGGCCACAUUGCAUGGCAUGUGGAAAUUCCCCAACCAGGGAUGGAACCCGUGCCCCGUGCAGUGGAAGCACGGACUCUUAACCACUGGACCACCAAGGGAAGUCCAAAAGUAUGACUGCUUUUGAGCUACAGUGGUAGAGUUGAGUAAUUGCCUCAGAAGCCAUGUACAUUAUAUUUUCUGUCUCUUAACAUAGAAAUUAUGUAUGUUUUUAAAAGUUAUUAGUUUUAUUUUGACAUCAGAGAUUACAAAUAAUAUACAGCCUUUGUCAAAGUGUUACUGUAAUUAGUACUUUAAUACUCUAUCUAUACAGAGAUCUUAGAACACUCAUUCGUUUAUCCACCUCAUAAUUUAUAUGCUAUCAUGGUAAAUUUUAACUCUUUUUUAAAAUUUAUUUAUUUUAUUUAUUUGUUUAUUUAUUUUUGGCUGCAUUGGGUCUUCAUUGCUACACGCGGGCUUUCUCUAGUUACGGCGAGCGGGGGCUACUCUUCCUUGCAGUGCGUGGGCUUCUCACUGCAGUGGCUUCUCUUGUUGCGGAGCACAGGCUCUAGGCGCGUGGGCUCAGUAGUUGUGGCUCGCGGGCUCUAGAGAGCGGGCUCAGUAGUUGUGGUGCACAGGCUUAGUUGCUCCAUGGCAUGUGGGAUCUUCCCGGACCAGGGCUCGAACCCAUGUCCCCUGCAUUAGCAGGCAGAUUCUCAACCACUGCGCCACCAGGGAAGCCCAGGCAGGCAGAUUCUUAACCACUGCGCCACCAGGGAAGUGGUGGUUAACUCUCUAUAUUUUUAAAACCUCCUGAGAUAUGAUCAUUUUCCCAGCUGGUACUAAUUUAGACUUAACUGCUUAUUUACCAGUUUAGUUCCUUUUCAUUCCUUGGUCCUCUGCUUACAUUGGAGGACCCUUUCCUUUUGCUUGAAGAACAUGUGCAUUUGCUGUAUUACAGGUCUUCUGAUGAAGAAUUCUCUCUGGUUUUGCCUGAAAAUGUUUUUUUUUUUUUAAUUGAAGUACAGUUGAUUUACAGUGUUGUGUUAGUUUCAGGUGUACAGCAAAAUGAUUCAGUUGUACGUACAUAUAUAUCUAUUUUUUUUCAGAUUCUUUUCUCCUACAGUUUAUUACAAAAUAUUGAAUAUAGUUCCCUGUGCUAUACAGUACGUCCUUGUUGGUUAUCUGUUUUAUAUAUGGUAGUGUGUAUAUGAUAAUCCCAAACUCCUAAUUUAUCCUUCUCCACCCCGACCCCUGAAAAUGUUUUUAUUUCAGUUUUAUUCCUAGAGGAUUUUUGGCUGAGUAUCCUUUAUAGGUUUAUGCUUAUAAUACUCUUAUCGAGGAUCAAGAGGUGGAUGGUAAUGAGAAAUUACAUGACGGUGCUUCUUAUUUGCUUAGCAUGAUGUUCUUCAAAUUUGAGUAUGUGAACCCUGGGAUGUAAAAAGACUUUUGAAGAGGUACGUGGAUGCACGUGGUUUAAAAGAAGAAAAAUGUGUAUAUCCUAUCUGUGUGUCCUCUUUCCUAAAGUUGAUCUACCUGUGGAUUUCCCUGCCAGUGGGGCAUUGUGCUGUGCUGGUUCUCCUUCCCACAUCCCCUUUCACAGUCUUACUGCUUCCAGUUUACAAGAGAAAGGUGUACUUCCCAAAUAUUUGGAAUGUUGUGUUUUAUCGGCCCAGAUGUAAAAGCUUCUUAAUAAAAGGACCGAUCGAUCUUUGGGGGCCUUAAUUUAAGGUGAGUGGCCAGCAACAUUGACAGGAUCUGGGCCAAAAGAGAAUGUGCCACUCAGAGUAAUUUGCUCUUCAGCCCACAGGUGCUGGCUUCCCAGGAACAAGAGGGAUCAAAGGAAAGAAGGAGGAAAAGAUUCUGAGACUUAAGUACUGUCAGUUCUGGAGACAUCCUUGAUUGGAGACUGAGAUUUUUGAACAGAAACUUAGAGCUGAUCCAGAAGAGCUAAAGACAACAUCCCAGUUUGCAGCCAUUUCCCAAAGUCAGAAGAAAAUGAUCCAGGCCCAGGAAUCCCUGACGUAUGACGACGUGACUAUGAAGUUCACGUGGGAGGAGUGGCAGCUCCUGGACCCCGAUCAGAAGGACCUGUACCGGGAUGUGAUGCUGGAGAACUAUAGCAACCUGGUGUCCGUGGGGUAUCAAGCCAGCAAACCAGAUGCUGUCUCCAGGUUGGAGCGAGGAGAACAACUGUGGCCAGUAGAAGAUGACAGCCAUGGUCGAAUCUGUCCGGAAAUCAGGAAAGUUGAUGACCCUCUGCAGCAUCACUUGCCAAAUCACAGCAUUCAAAAUACUGUGGAACAAUGCUGCGAACAUAAUACAUUUGCAAAUAUUGUUAAUCAGAACGAAACUCAUUUCCUAUUAAAGCAAAAUUGUGAUAUGUUUGACUUAACUGAAAAACCUUUAAAUGCAAAUUUAAGUUUUGAAAACCAGAAGAGAAGCUGUAACUUAGAGAACUCUGCUGAGUUUAAUGGAGAUGGGAAAUCCCUUCUCCAUGCUAACCAUGAGCAAUCUUUUACUGAAAUUAAAUUUCCUGUAAGUGCAAAACCCAUCAACAAUAACGCCCUGUCCACUAAGCAACAGAGAACUCACAACAUAGAGAAAGCCCAUGUAUGCAGUGAGUGUGGGAAAGCCUUCUUCAAGAUGUCUCAGCUCUCUGAUCAUCAGAAAGUUCAUACUAGAGAAAAACCUCAUGGAUGUAGUCUGUGUGGGAAAGCCUUCUCCAGAAAAUCCAGGCUCACUGAACAUCAGAGAACUCAUACGGGACUGAAACAUUAUGAGUGCACUGAAUGCGAUAAAACCUUCUUUGAGAAAUCGCAGUUCAAGAUACAUCAGAAAAGUCAUAUGGGAGAGAAACCUUACACAUGUAGCGAAUGUGGGAAAGCAUUCACCAAAAAGUGUCGGCUCAUUUAUCAUCAGCGAACUCAUACGGGAGAGAAGCCCCAUGGAUGCAGUCUGUGUGGAAAAGCCUUCUCUACAAAGUUCAGUCUCACUACACAUCAGAAAACUCAUACAGGAGAGAAACCUUACAUAUGCAGUGAAUGUGGAAAAGGCUUCAUCGAGAAGAGGCGUCUUAUUGCACACCAUCGAACUCAUACAGGUGAGAAACCCUUUAUAUGCAAUGUAUGUGGGAAAAGUUUCACCUUGAAGAACAGUCUUAUCACUCAUCAGCAAACUCACAGAGAAGAGAAAUUGUAUAUGUGCAGUGAAUGUGGGAAAGGCUUUUCAAUGAAGCACUGCCUCAUCGUACAUCAGCGAACUCAUACUGGAGAGAAACCCUAUACAUGCAAUGAGUGUGGAAAAGGCUUCACCUUGAAGAGCCCUCUCAUCAGACAUCAGCGGAUUCAUACAGGGGAGAAACCCUAUGUAUGUAGUGUGUGUGGAAAAGGCUUCACCAUGAAGAGUGAUCUUAUUGUACAUCAGCGAACUCAUACUGCAGAGAAACCCUAUGUAUGCAGUGACUGUGGGAAAGGCUUCACUGUGAAGAGCCGCCUGAUUGUACACCAGCGAACUCACACAGGGGAGAAGCCUUACGUGUGCAGUGAAUGCGGAAAAGGCUUUCCAGCCAAGAUCCGGCUGAUAGGACAUCAGCGAAUUCAUACAGGAGAGAAACCAUAUGUAUGCAGUGAAUGUGGUAAAGGCUUCACAGAGAAGAGUCAUCUCAACGUACACCAGCGCACUCACACAGGAGAGAAACCCUAUGUAUGCAAUGAAUGUGGCAAAGGCUUAACUGGGAAAAGCAUGCUCAUCGCACAUCUGCGAACUCAUACUGGAGAGAAACCAUAUAUAUGCAAUGAAUGUGGCAAGGGCUUCACCAUGAAGAGUACUCUGGGUACACAUCAGCAAACUCACACUGGAGAGAAACCAUACAAAUGCAACGAGUGUGGUAAAGCCUUUAGGAAGAAGACAUGCCUCAUACAACAUCAGAGAGUUCACUCAGGAAAAACUUCCUUUGCAUGUACUGAAUGUGGAAAAUUCUCUUUGCGCAAAAAUGAUCUCAUUACCCAUCAGAGAAUUCACACAGGAGAGAAGCCAUAUGAAUGCAGUGAAUGUGGGAAAACCUUCACCACAAAGUCAGGGCUCAAUGUUCAUCAAAGAAAGCAUACAGGAGAGAGGCCCUAUGGAUGCAGCGAGUGUGGGAAAGCUUUUGCCCACUUGUCAAUCCUUGUUAAACAUCAGAGAACUCAUACGGGACUGAAACAUUAUGAGUGCACUGAAUGCGAUAAAACCUUCUUCAAGAAAUCGCAGUUCAAUAAACAUCAGAAAAGUCAUAUGGGAGAGAAACCUUACACAUGUAGUGAAUGUGGGAAAGCAUUCACCACAAAGUGUCUGCUCAUUUAUCAUCAGCGAACUCAUACAGGGGAGAAGCCCCAUGGAUGCAGUCUGUGUGGAAAAGCCUUCUCUACAAAGUUCAGUCUCACGACACAUCAGAAAACUCAUACAGGAGAGAAACCUUACAUAUGCAGUGAAUGUGGAAAAGGCUUCAUCGAGAAGAGGCGUCUUAUUGCACACCGACGAACUCAUACUGGUGAGAAACCCUUUGUAUGCAGUGAAUGUGGGAAAAGUUUCACCUUGAAGAAGAGUCUUAUUCCACAUCAGCGAACUCAUACUGGAGAGAAACCCUAUACAUGCAAUGAUUGUGGAAAAGGCUUCACCUUGAAGAACCCUCUCAUCAGACAUCAGCGAACUCAUACAGGAGAGAAACCCUAUGUAUGUAGUGUAUGUGGAAAAGGCUUCACCAUGAAGGGUGAUCUCGUUGUACAUCAGCGAACUCAUAUUGCAAAGAAACCAUUUAUAUGCAGUGACUGUGGGAAAGGCUUCACUGUGAAGAGCCAACUGAUUGUACAUGAGCGAACCCAUACCGGAGAGAAACCCUAUGUGUGCAGUGAAUGCGGUAAAGGCUUUCCAGCCAAGGCCCGGCUGAUUGGACAUCAGCGAACACACACAGGAGAGAAACCUUAUAUAUGCAGUGAUUGUGGAAAAGGCUUCAUUCAGAAGGGCAAUCUCAUUGUACAUCAGCGAACUCACACAGGAGAGAAACCCUAUGUAUGCAACGAAUGUGGCAAAGGCUUAUCCGCGAAAAGGAAGCUCAUCGCACAUCUGCGAACUCAUACUGGAGAGAAACCAUAUAUAUGCAGUGAAUGUGGCAAGGGCUUCACCGUGAAGAGUACCCUUGGUACACAUCAGCAAACUCACACUGGAGAGAAACCGUACAAAUGCAACGAGUGUGGUAAAGCCUUUAAGAAGAAGACACGCCUCAUACAACAUGAGAGAUUUCACUCACGAAAGACUUCUUUGCAUGUACUGAAUGUGGAAAAUUCUCUUUGUGCAAAAAUGAUCUCAUUACCCAUCAGAGAAUUCACACAGGAGAGAAGCCAUAUGAAUGCAGUGAAUGUGGGAAAACCUUCACCACAAAGUCAGGGCUCAGUGUUCACCAAAGAAAACAUACAGGAGAGAGGCCCUAUGGAUGCAGUGAGUGUGGGAAAGCUUUUGCCCAAUUGUCAAUCCUUGAUAAACAUAAGAGAAUUCACAGGUAGUCACUUUGGGGAAGCCUGUUGCCGGUUGUAGACCCUCAAGAUAAUAGUAUGCAGAGAAGAAUCACAAUGCAAAGAAUGUGGUAUUAUCUUUAGUGAUCAAUUGCCUCAUAUUUUAUAUUGAUGAAAAAAUUUACAAAACUACUCGGAUACAAUCAGCCUUGGUGAAAAUAUUUUAGGACAUUCUAUGUCUAAAAAGUGUAUACUGAGAUAAAGCCUAUGAGUGUGAAGGACUAGGAAAGCCUUCAGUGGAAAUAAACCCUGUCAUAUGUGAUCAUCAUAGAUCAUGAAUGAAUGAAUAUUUCUAAUUGGUAGAAGUAUAAUUGUGGGAAAGCCUUUGCCCAGAAGUAAUACCUCAACAGAUGUCAGUUAUCACUAGAAAAAUACUUUCCUGUGGCAAUGAAUAUGGCAGGGUUUGCAGUAAUAAAUAUUGCUUCAUCAUUUGCCAGGAAAUCCGUGCAGAAACACAUUCUAUAUGGUGGACUUUAACAAAAUAUCAGACAACUUAAUGAAGGAAAGAAGCCUUGGGGAAAUGAUGAAUGAGAGCAUUCUGUUACAAGUCUUAACUUAAGGGAUACUACACCUCACAAGCAACUGAAGGAUACCUUCAGCCAUGUUUCUAGUUGCCCUGUCAUUGAUCUUAUAAAUUUUACAUAGUGGCAGUUACUCUCAUCAUGGAUUGAAUUUUCAUUAUUUAACUUUUGCAUUUCUUUGGUUCCAAGUUUGUGUUAUUUCAGAAGAUUUGAAUACUUCAAAAUGAAAAAUGUACUCGUUUCGUAAGUAUAACAACAGAUUUGGAUGUGUUUAACCAAGUUUGUAAGUACCAUCAGGGGGGUUAUAAAAUUAAUAUAAAUGUGAUGUUUUUAUAACUUUUAAUUUUGAAGUAAGUUUAGAAUCACAAAAACAAAUAUUCCAGAGAUUUCCUAAAUGCCCUUCAGCCCACUACUCCCAAAGGUAAAAUCUUAUAAUAACCACACAGUAAACUGUGUGGUUAUAUAAGGUCAAAUAGAGGAAAGUGAAACUGUUACAAUGCUGUUAACUACAGGGUUUAUUUCGAUUGCACCAGUUUUAACAUGUAGUAGUUUUUGUUUGGUUUUUAUAUAUCGCCUUAAGAAACUUUAUCACAUAUGUAGGUUCCUGUAACCAACAUCCCAGUAAAAAUUCAGAAUGCUUUGUCAACACAGACUCCCUCAUGCUACAUCCUCAUAGUCACAUCCUUUCCCCGACACUAACCCUUGGCAUCACAGAUCUUUUUUGUCAUUAUAGAAUAUUAGAAAAAUAGAAUCGUUUAGGAUGUAUCCUUUUGAGGUUGACUGUUUGACCUUGUGAAAUUGUAGAAAAUAGACAUAUUGGUCUCUGUCCCUGGUUUCUGGCACAGAGCUUCUGAAACGCUUGUAAAUUUCUACAUGAUAAGAGCGUGUGGAGCAUCUCUUACUCUAUUGAUGUGAUUCUGGGUGGGCUCCUGGAUGGGGGUUGGUCACCAGAGAGACCCAGCCAUGAUUAGAAGCUUGGAAUUUUCAGCCCACUCCCCAUCUUCCAGAGAAGGGAGAGGGGCUAGAAAUGGAGUUACUAAUUAAUCAUGCCUAUGUAAGGAAGCCUCCAUGAAAUCCCAAUAGUAGGUAUUUUGGAGAGCUUCUACAUGGGUGAACACAUUCAGAUAUGGGGAGAGUAACACACCGUAGCACAGGGACAGAAGCUCCUGUGCUUGGGAUCCUCCCACACCUCGCCCUAUUUUUGUCUUCAUUUGGCUGUUCAUCUGUAUCCUUUAUCAUAUCCUUUAAUAAACUGAUAAACGCAA